AUGUCGGUUCUUAAGUACAAGGCCAAUGUUCAGAUUGUGUUGCAGGACACGAGCAUUGUCACACCCGAGAACCAUCCUAUGCAUCUUCAUGGGUACCAGUUUUAUGUUGUCGGGUCGGGUUUUGGGAAUUUUGACCCGAAGAGAGAUCCGGCUAGCUUCAAUCUGUUUGACCCACCAGAGAGGAAUACCAUUGGAACCCCUCCCGGUGGAUGGGUGGCCAUCCGAUUCGUUGCUGACAAUCCAGGAGCUUGGUUUAUGCAUUGUCACAUUGACUCACAUCUAGGAUGGGGUCUAGCGAUGGUUUUCCUAGUUGAGAAUGGAGUCGGUCAGCUCCAGUCGGUGCAGCCUCCGCCAUUGGAUCUCCCAAGAUGCUAAAUAUGGUCGCUGGAUUUCUCAUUUGAUCAAACAUAUCUCAUGUUUAAAACAAACAAAUCGUUUUUUAGGUUAUGUCGGUUGUAUCUUGUAUGUAUAUCAUUUGAAAUUAAUGUACUCGUUCGUCUCUC
This is a messenger RNA of Camelina sativa (false flax), 503 nucleotides long. Lineage: Eukaryota; Viridiplantae; Streptophyta; Magnoliopsida; Brassicales; Brassicaceae. The record is from RefSeq and is a predicted model, not a curated record.